Molecule: messenger RNA, 1787 nt
Organism: Suillus clintonianus
Lineage: Eukaryota; Fungi; Basidiomycota; Agaricomycetes; Boletales; Suillaceae
Exons: 3
Coding region: 83-1540 (485 amino acids)
Source: RefSeq, a predicted model, not a curated record
AAUUGCUCCUUUGCUAGUCGCCGUAUUCAUUUCUUUAAUCCUCUGAGGCCUCUGUGUUUAGUCUUUAUUUCUAGUCCAUUUGAUGAAGAAAUCGUAUGUGGUGGUCGUGGGUUUGAGGCCAGGUAUAUAUCCGAAUUGGAUAGAAUGCCAUGGACAAAUAAAAGAUGUUCCAGGCGCUGUUCAUCAAAGCUUUGAGACGCACGAGGAAGCUCUUGCAGUAUGGAACGGAGCUUUGCAAAGGGGUGAAGUGGAGGCUGUCCGAGCAAAUGCAGGCGCUGCAUCAGCUUCCACAGCUAGAACCAGGCAUAGGAUAGAUGGCAGUCACAUGUUCCAGCCGGUGGCUCCAAGUCGAGUGGAUCGCAGUGCCAGUGAUCGCGCUCUGCAGUCGCGCCAGACACUAUGGGAUGAUGUGUCUCUAUUGCGUUCUCCAUACCAAACGUUGCGGCCGGAACCGCCAACUGGGGUGACCCAGUACGAGGAUCUAGAGGACGAUCCUUUGUUUCAAUCACCCAGAAGGUUGUCACCGCGAGUCACCGUGGAGGAUACAUCCUACACAUCUUCUUGCAUGAAUGAAGUGUCGCAUUUGCUGAUGAAAUCUCGCCCUGCUCAUAUCAGAAGGGUCGAAGCUUCCCCCGCUUCAUCCAUGAUGUCUGUGGAAGAAACAUUACCUCGAGUUCUACAUCGACACCCAACUGCUCCUGCAUCAUUCGAGACGGGAGCGCGGUACCCCACUCUUGAAGAAAUCCGCAAAGGUGAGGACUUGGAUCCUCGCGUCAUGAUUCCACCUUCGAGGACAUUUGAUCCGGGAAAUGUCAAACCUCGUCCAGGGGCUGUUUCUGCUCGCAGAAAGAAUGACCAGAUGGAUGCAGAAUCAACGAAUCCUCGUACAACGCGUCUUGUGCGAGGUCUUCCAGCUGUCGAUUAUUCGGAAGACGAUGGACAAUCUAUUUCUUCUCUUCCACGACGCCGAGUUGUCAAUAAAGGGAAGAGUCGCGCACUCGCAGAUGAUGCAAUUGAAUCACUGCGCGCAUCCGGUUAUAUUUCCUCCAACAAUCGACACUCGUUCUCAGAAUACUCCUACCAUGUUCAAGAAGUCUACUCGGUUGAAAGGCCUGAACAGCCCAGCGUUGUUGUCGUACACUGUCCACCAGGCUGCCGCCAUGGGCACUGUGCAAGCGCGUCCGCCUCUACCCCAGUAUUGAACGAAAGAGUUCAUUCUCGCUACGUUGACGCUGGAGUCUCUCCUAUUUUAUCAAGUGUGAGCUCGGCUCGCAAAAAAGCCAGUGUGCGGGAUCUCGGAGCGCGGGUCUCUGAUGCCUCAAGCGAGCAGGAGUUCUUUUCUUUUUCAGGAUUUUCCUCCACGCCUCAAGUAUCGCAUAGGAGUUACGGUGUCGAAUCAGAUGUUCGUUCUCCAUUUGCACGAGGGAUGAGGGUCCCAUCAGACCUGUCUGAGCUGUCGACAUUCGGACGACCGUCCCCUGUGAUGCAGGGAUCACCAGUUAGGGACAGGCAUCGCAGGAUGAUUAUCAGUCAAGCAUAAGACGAAGAUCAGUUUGAGCCUUGUCCACCAGAAGGUGAUGGUUGUUAACGCAGAUUGUUGUUUAUAUUGGCCUUGUUCUGCAAUAUCUGUUCGAGAUGCAGAUUGUUGUUUAUAUUGGUCUUGUUCUGUAAUAUCUGUUCGAGAUGCAUGGCUAGAAGGAUCCUAUGGGCUUAAUUCCUGAUGGCUUGAGUGGUAGUCUUCUUGUAAUUUUUGUUGGCACCUGGCUUUAAAGCACACAAUUUUCUCA